This is a messenger RNA of Prunus avium (sweet cherry), 1330 nucleotides long. It is a transcript of the gene TRN2, whose product is annotated as Tetraspanin family protein. The record is from RefSeq and is a predicted model, not a curated record. Gene Ontology annotation, cellular component: membrane. Lineage: Eukaryota; Viridiplantae; Streptophyta; Magnoliopsida; Rosales; Rosaceae. Gene Ontology annotation, biological process: auxin-activated signaling pathway.
ACCACUUGCUUUACUAUUAGCUUUACAUUACAUGGAUCCAAGGCAAGGAACAAAAAAGUGUGGGGUUUGGAGACAAAAUCUAUCAUACAAAUACGGCCAUUUGCUCCUCCUGUAAUCUUCUCUCAAGAAAAAGAAGUAAAUGGCACUUAGCAACAAUGUCAUCGGAGCCAUCAACUUUGUUGCCAUGCUCCUCUCCAUCCCAAUCAUUGGUGCCGGAAUUUGGCUUGCCACAGAGCCAGACAAUUCUUGUGUCAAGAUUUUACAAUGGCCUGUCAUAAUUUUGGGCAUCUUGUUCCUGGUUGUGGGCAUUGCAGGCUUUGUGGGAGCGUUUUGGAGAAUCCCAUGGCUCCUUAUCUCUUACCUCAUUGCCAUGCUGGUUCUUAUAGUCUUGCUUGCUGCUUUGGUGGUCUUCAUCUACAUGGUCACCAUUAAAGGCUCUGGCCACCUCGAACCGAGCCGGUCUUACCUGGAGUAUCAUCUGGAUGACUUCUCAGGCUGGCUUCGCCGUAGAGUGCGAAGCCCUUGGAAGUGGGACCGCAUAAGAAGUUGUCUCAGCUCAACAAAUAUGUGUGGUGAGUUGAAUCAGAGUUAUCGCAUGGCUCAGGAUUUCUUUAACGCGCGCAUUACCCCCUUACAGUCAGGAUGUUGUAAGCCACCCACACAAUGUGGCUACACGUUUGUGAAUCCAACGUAUUGGAUAAGUCCCAUAAACAAUGCAGCAGACAUGGAUUGCCUGCAGUGGAGCAAUGACCAGACCCAACUUUGCUUCAACUGCGAUUCUUGCAAAGCUGGCUUGCUUGCAAAUCUCAAGAAAGAAUGGAGAAGAACCGACAUAAUAUUGCUCAUCACUCUUGUUGCUCUAAUUUCUGUGUAUUUGAUUGGCUGUUGUGCUUUCAGAAAUGCCAAGACCGAGGACCUUUUCAGAAAAUACAAACAGGGCUAUACCUGAUAGCAAAUAGUUAAAGGAUGUGGUGGGGGGUCUUGUAUUAUUAGAAUUAAUCUUUGGUUUCUUUCUUCUUUCUUCUCUUUGUUUGACUUCAUUUCGCGACAUGAAUUAUUUAGGGUGGUGGUGUUUUCAGAUGGGGUUAUUUUCAUGAUUUACCUUACUUCGAUUUUUGUGUCAAGUUGCCAAAGGUGAACGUGAUUUGCGGAGGGAACCGAAAGCUGGUUUUUGCUUUUGAAAUACAUACCCUAUAUUCAGAUGUUUUUUUUGUCAUUUUUAAUGCAAUUAUCAACUGUGCAUUAAAGACUUUGUGGACCUUUAGGCUAUAGCUGCUGCAAAAAGACAUCCCAAGUAUGAACUCGAAGAAAAAUGAGGUGUUCUGACAAA